GAUACUAGACUGGUGAAUAGGAAGAAGGUCCCAUCUCUCUCUGGCCUGUUUGUGGAAGCUGGGAUGAUGAAGGCACUGCAGUGGGAACGUGCUGUGGUACAGGGUUGAAGCUCCAGCCCAUGUCUGGUAGUUAUAGAGCAAUUGGAAGGGUUACGUGCAGAGUUCUGGUAAAGAUGGAAGAAUCUCAUUUCAACUCCUCCCCGUACUUCUGGCCAGCAGUGCCCACCGUCUCGGGACAGAUUGAGAACACCAUGUUUAUUAACAAGAUGAAGGAGCAGCUAUUGCCCACAGAGAAGGGCUGCAGCCUGGCUCCCCCCCACUACCCUGCCUUGCUGACAGUACCCACUUCUGUGGCUCUACCCACUGGUAUCUCCAUGGACUCAGACACCAAGCCAGAGCAGCUGACACCACACAGCCAAGCCCCUGUGACUCAGAACAUCACUGUGGUACCAGUGCAGUCUGCUGGGCUCAUGACAGCAGGUCCUGGUCUGGUGAUAACUUCCCCAUCAGGUUCCCUGGUGACCACAGCCUCCUCUGCCCAAACCUUUCCCAUCUCAGCUCCCAUGAUUGUCUCUGCGCUACCCCCUGGCUCCCAGGCAGCCCUCCAGGUGGUUCCUGACCUGUCCAAGAAAGGGACAACCACCCUCUCCGAAGGUGGUGGGGGUGGUGGGGGUGGGGGAGUUGCCCCCAAACCACCCCGGGGCCGGAAGAAGAAACGAUUGCAGGAGUCGGGGCUGCCAGAGAUGAGUGACCCCUUUGUGCUGUCAAAUGAGGAUGAUGAGGACCAGCACAAGGAUGGCAAGACAUACAGGUGCCGGAUGUGUUCGCUGACCUUCUACUCCAAGUCGGAGAUGCAGAUCCACUCCAAGUCCCACACGGAGACAAAGCCACACAAGUGUCCUCACUGCUCCAAGAGCUUCGCCAACAGCUCCUACCUGGCCCAGCACAUUCGCAUCCACUCAGGGGCCAAGCCCUACACGUGCAGCUACUGCCAGAAGGCCUUCCGCCAGCUCUCCCACCUGCAGCAGCACACACGGAUCCACUCCAAGCUCCACACGGCGAUUGUCAAGCCGCACAAGUGUCCUCACUGCUCCAAGAGCUUCGCCAACACAUCCUACCUGGCCCAGCACCUCCGCAUCCACUCGGGGGCCAAGCCCUACACCUGCCGCUACUGCCAGAAGGCCUUCCGCCAGCUCUCCCACCUGCAGCAGCACACACGUAUCCACACCGGGGACCGACCCUACAAAUGCGCUCACCCUGGGUGUGAAAAGGCUUUCACCCAGCUUUCCAACCUGCAGUCCCACAGACGGCAGCACAACAAAGACAAACCUUUCAAGUGCCACAACUGCCACCGUGCAUACACGGAUGCUGCCUCUUUGGAGGUACACCUGGCUACACACACGGUGAAACACGCCAAGGUCUACACCUGCUCCAUCUGCAGCCGGGCCUACACCUCGGAGACGUACCUGAUGAAGCACAUGCGGAAACACAACAUCCCUGACCCACAGCAGCAGGUGGUUCAGGCGCAAGCCCAGGCCUCUCAGCAGCAGCAGCACUUCCAGCCGCAGGGCGGGGGGGCAGCAGGGGGCCCUUCUGGAGACACUAACCAACCCAACCCUCCCCCCCAGUGCUCCUUUGACCUGACUCCUUACAAGACUUCAGAGCAUCACAAGGACAUCUGCCUCACUGUCAGCACCAGCGCCAUCCAAGUGGAGCACCUCUCCAGCUCCUAGAGAGACCUCAACCCAGGGAGCAGAAAGCCUCUUGUGCAUAGCCUGCGCCCAGGGGCACCGCUUGUGCAGCGGCCCUCCUCGUGCAACAGUCUCCAGCCUCUCCUCCUGCAACAGCCUCUUCUGGCUGUGUAACCCUGUUCAUGGCAGCCCCUCGAACAACAGCCUGUCUCAAGGGGGUGCUCCUUCUGUGCAACAGCCUGCCUGGUAGGAGGAUGCUUCCUUGUGCAAGAGCCCCUUUCCUGUGCUGGGAUCACUUCUUCAUGCAAGAGCCCCUCCUUUCAAACCCAAAGAAAGGCCCCCGUUUUGCCUUCUCUCUCACUGUAGGAUGCAUAUGAAGGGGGGUUGCGUGUUGAGACAUGCGUGGUGGAUGGGAUGGAGAGACGGUCCUUGUACGUACAGGGGCUCGGACACAUGUUUUCAGCAGGCCACAGAAGAAUGUGGCAGGGUUCACAGCUGGAUGGGGUUCUUUGAGGAUUUCCUUGAGUGUCUGAGAGAAAUAUCCAUUCCUGUCCCUCCUGCUUGUGAAAGGGAGGAGGGGUCACUCGUCCCGCCCCAAGGACUGGAUGGGAGAAACCUUCUCCCCAGUGGAAGGUGAGACCAGUGUGGGGGGAGAGGGUGAGGCAUGUUCUCUGGGCCAGACAGGUGCCUGCACUGCCCGAGGGCUGUGGAGUAUUGCACUCUUUCUCCUCCCCUGGUGGAGAGCAAUAGAGAGGAUUCUGUCUGAACUGGCUGCUGCCUCUCUCUCCUAGCUGUCUGAGCAGCACGAUGGCCAAGGCCCCGUAGGAAUGUGGGUUCCUGCUCAUUGCUCUUCCUGCCCGUUGUGGAUGAUGUUCUAGCAGCUUGUACUCCUCCUCCUCUCCCUCCUGCUUCCCCCCCACCUCCUCAGAAAAGCCUGCAGGCAUCAACAACAAACCAAAAAGCAACUGGAGGGAGGGUAAGAGACUGCCAAAAUAAUCAUUGCCCUUUUCUCUACUCCCUUUCCUGAAAGGCGGAACGACAGCAGUUCUGACUCUCACACGCCUGUCCUGCCCCCAGUUUCCCAGAGGGGAGGAGGAGGAGGAAUAGACCAGUCUUUUCAAGGAGCCAGCAGGAGGCAGGGAAAGGCUAGCUUCUCCUGCUCACCUCCCAUCAGAGUGCUCUCCCAGGCUCCCUCUUGCCAAGACGGGCUGGACUCACAUGGCAGUGGUGGCCUCUUCUGGACCCUGGUCAUGGGAGAGAAUCCCCAAAAGGUGGACAGUGGAGAGAAGGGGAUGAAGAUCCCCACAGAGAGACCAAUCUAAUGAGAAGGGGGAGCCAACAAGAAUAAACUGAAGGCCCCUUGAAUUUAUAUAUAUAUAUAUAUAUAAAUAUCUAUUCCCCACCCCUGGCCCGCUCUGUCCUUGCUGUAACUGUUUCUAUCUCUGUGUUUAUAAAACGCAUUAUCCUGGCGAAUUUUUAUUUUCAAUCUUCGUUUGUUUUUCCCUUUCUCUUCGUCUUCAAUUCUCCUUCCCUUUUUUUUUUUUAUUGGUCCACAUGACUACUAGUCUUGUGUGUCACUUGUUAGUUUCUUUGGAUCAUGGAGGCUGACUCGGAAGAGAAUGAGAAGGCAAGGGAAAAAGCAUGUGUUGUUGGGAUUUAAAAUCAAUCACCCACCCAAAGCCUAUAGAAUCCUAGACUUCUGUAUGAACAACCAAUAGGGGCUUUUUUUUUUUUUAACCACCUUGUAUAGAAAUAAAUUGGUGUAAAAGGCUCCUUGAAGGUGCUGCUGUGAGCACCCUGCCCCUGUGACGUGUGUUCCUUCCCCCUGUACCAGACCACUGCACGAGCAUCUUGCUGCUGUGAGUCCCGAGCGGCUGUGCGGGUGGACGCGAGGGUAGCACAUCCCUGCCUUUGGGCAGCCUUGUGGUUUGCACGAGGAAAGCGAGGAGCUCUGCCCUCUGUGCUUUGCACCUCUGGAGCCUGUGGCAGAAACCUUUUUCUCUGCAUUUAGUCACCAGGAUUGGCUGCGAACGGUUGGAGUGUUUUGUAGAUCCAUAGGUUAGGCUAGAAGAAGCUGUCUGAUUUGACUCCUGCAUUUCAUAGGUGACAUUUCAACCCAUUUAUCCUGUAUUGAGCCCCAGGAACUAAUGUGUAUUUGGAGUGUGUGUUGACAAAAUGCAUUGGCUUGGUUUUGAGGCAUUGGGACACACAGAAUCCCUUCCAUUGGUAGCCUGCUGCAAGGGCUUCAUGUUCUCGCUGUUUAAAUAUUUAAGCCCGAUUUCUCCUUUGGAUCUGUUUGGCUUUGGCUUCCAGUUACUAGUUCUGGAUACAUCCAUCCCACUGAUUCAGAGACCCUUAGAGCACAGUGGGGCUUUUUCCCCUGGACUGGUAUUUAAACACUGUAAUAUCCCUUCUCAGUCCACUUUUUGACAAAUAGGUGGAACUCCUUAAACCUUCCACUGUAAGGGAUUUCCUCCAGUCCAUGAAUUAUUCUUGUCUUUUCUUUCUACAUCUUGUCAAAUUUUUCAGUAUCUUGUAAAAAUGUUCCUUUUGGAAUUGAGUGUUCAAGCCCUGGUGCCAUGGACAAGGUCCCCCUGCCCUUUGCCUUAAGUCUGCAGAGGAUUGCGUUUGCCCUUUUCUCGCAGCAUUAUAUGGGAGCUCACAUUAGCUGCUUGUCUGGUGUGACCCCUAGAUCAUCCGAA
Messenger RNA from Pygoscelis adeliae (Adelie penguin), 4393 nucleotides. It is a transcript of the gene ZNF384, whose product is annotated as zinc finger protein 384. Lineage: Eukaryota; Metazoa; Chordata; Aves; Sphenisciformes; Spheniscidae. Gene Ontology annotation, biological process: regulation of transcription by RNA polymerase II. The transcript has 9 exons. Bases 120 to 1733 code for a protein of 537 amino acids. The record is from RefSeq and is a predicted model, not a curated record. Gene Ontology annotation, molecular function: RNA polymerase II cis-regulatory region sequence-specific DNA binding; DNA-binding transcription activator activity, RNA polymerase II-specific. Gene Ontology annotation, cellular component: nucleus.